CAUGAUGUUUAUCGACUAAUCUAUGACAUUGAUUUAUUCACUCCUGAUUAAUAAUUUGCUAAAAUGGCUACCGACGUGUUCGGUGACCUAUCUCUUUUUGACGAAUUUGAAAAGGACAGAAAUUCUAGCGCGUCAUUUAUAAAAUAUGAUGUCACAAAUGAAGGACAAGAAGACAAGAGUAAAAUAUUGUUUAAAAUUGGAACGUCCGAUGAUGAAUCUUCAUCAGAUUCCAACAGUGAAUCUGAAUCAGAAAGUGAAACUGAAACCGAAAAUAGAGAUGUCGACAAUGUAAAUAAAACUGACUCUGAGAAUGUCGAGCAAAUAAACACUACAAAUGAAAAAGUGGAAUCUAAAAACACUACCUCAUUUAAACUACAACAUGAGCGCAACAAGUACAAGAGAUUUGCUGAUUUAAUAGACUCUACAAGGAAAGUUCAAGACACUGAUAGCCCUGCAUGUCAAAUCCUUUUUCAUAAUAAUAAAUUUUCAAGGAAAUACAGGACUAAUAUAGAGAACUUCAUCACUGGUUUGUUGUAUAAAGAAAUGUUUGAUAGCUCUGUCCUUCCAGAACUUGACCUUGAGCCUUCAACCUUGACCUGUGUAGAUAUCAAUGAAAAACUAACAGCUCCUCAAAGAAAUAAGUCUAUGUGGUCAUCGCAUGCAAUAAUUGGAUGUUCACAUAUCUAUCAGUAUUUCUUGAUAGAUACCCUAGGGUGGCCUCUUGUUAACUUCAAUCCAUCAUUAACAGACAGCUGGGAAAUACCAAAAUUUGAACAAUGUUUCUUAGAUCCAAUACCAUUUGAUGAAGAUGAAUCUGUCAGAGUCAAGCCAGGAAGACCCAAAGCCACCUGUUUUAAUUGUGGUGCAGAUCACAUGAUCUCAGAAUGUCCAGUUCCCAAAGAUUUCCAAAGAAUAAAGAAAAAUAAAUCAGAGUUUUUAGACAAGAGUGGUGGUCCACAUGGUCCAAGUCAGAAGCUCACAGGGUCUAGAUAUCACAGAGAUGAUGAUCCAAGAUUUGCUACGUUCAAACCGGGACAAAUCAGUGAUAAACUUAGAGAGGCAUUAGGUCUAUCCCCUCAACAGAUUCCUCAGUAUGUAUAUAGAAUGAGGCUGUUAGGUUAUCCUCCUGGGUGGUUAGAGGAGGCAAAGAAACAAGGCUCUGGUCUCAUGUUGUUUGAUAAACAUGGAAAAGAGGUGGAUAUAACGGGACAAAGUAUGGAAGAUGGAGAAGUCAAUGAAGAAAGAGUUCAAGAACCCCAAAUAGAUCCUAACAAAAUAAUGGACUAUCCUGGUUUUACUGUUGAGUUAUCUGAAGACUUAGUGGAUGAGCAUGCAGAGUUAGGGUUCCCUCCAUUACAGCCUCAUCAACUUAAAUCAGCUUUAUUUCAAAGACAAGAAAUGAUGGAUGAGAUGAAGAAAAGAAAAUUGGAACAGGAUGAACAAGUUAUAAAAAAGAAGAUGAAAGUUGAAGAAGCUGAAAUGGAAAUAGAAGAUGAUGAGACUCAUGCUGACAGAAAUGGUGAAUUUUUAUCUCCAUACAGCAGCUCCCCUGUGGCUACAGAAGGAAGACAUAAAAGACGUGUUCCUCUACCUGGUAAUCCUCCUUUACCAUGUGACACACCUCCUGGUCAACCUCCUCUACCAAUGGGAACACCUCCACCCACACCUGAGGAAAUCCUACGUAGGAGAGGACAUACCCCAUUAUCAGGUCAACCUCCUUUACCUAUGGCUACACCUCCUGGUAAGCCUCCAUUACCAUUAGGAACACCUCCUCCAACACCAGAUAUGCCCAGUCCAAUUCAUCGUCAGCUGUCAGCACUCAGUGCUAAAUCAGGAAGAUCAAAGUCACCUACAUUAGAUGAUUUAGAAAAACAAUACCAGUUAAUACAGGAGAAACUUUGUCAAGAUGAGAAUGUAGAUGACAUAGAAUUACAGGUGGUUGACAGUAUAGAGGAGGAGGAGGAAGAGGAGGGAAGUCUUCAAGAUAUAUCAGGUGCUCAGUUAACACGUCAAGGAUCGACGACAUCUAUACAGACGUUUGGUGAAUUAGGGACAGGAAGUCCAUCUAAUUCACUUCCCGGUACGCCAGGGGUAAACAUGGACGACUCAUUUAUUAAUCUCAGCUCAUCCGAAUUAUCAAAGAGUAAUUCUAUCUCUAAAGACUAUGGUACUCCCAUUUAUAUGAGAACUGUCAGUAAAGAAAAGCUGCCCACUGCUUCAAGUUUUGGGCAAGGUAUAGAAGAUCAUAUGCCGUUUGAAAACUUGCCUGAUUCGACAGGAAGUUAUGGUAAAAUGUCCAAAUUGAUAGACAAAAUUAGGAGUAAUAUCAAACGGAAGAAAAGAUGAUGGAUACACAGUUAUAGUGGUAUCUAACUUGUGUCUACUAAUUGUACAAGAAUAGGCAAAAUCAGAGAAACUUAUUUUGUUUUGAUAGAUUUAUCCUUGUAAAAACUGGAUGCAUAGAUGAGUGAAAAUUUUUCAGAAAAAAAUGUGAAGGUAAAAAAGAGAGCAGCUAUUCUUUGUAUUUAAAUGAUAGUUUUCUCAUAUCAGGUCACAGAACAUCUCUAAUUUGUUGAAAAGAUCAUAUGUUCUAAUUUCUUUGAAUAUGUCACGGCCUUGUUGUUCAAUGCAUAAAACAGUUAUAUUUGAUAACUGGAAAAAAUAAAGUUGAAAGUGCUUGAGAGUAACGUUGAAGAAAAAAAUAAGAAGAACCUUCAUUUUUGUGCAGAUAGAUAGGUCCUGAACCAUUCAAGCAUACAUAGUGUGCACACUAUGUAAAAAUAAGCUUAUGUUUAAAUUUAAGUUUGAUGAAAACACAUCUUCAUGAAUUUCACUUUUUAUUUGUGCUAAAAAAAUGUAAAUACCUUAAAAGCAUUUUUAAACUUUUAUUGUGUUUGUGAAAGGUCUUUUGAAUAUAAUCUACAAUAACAUAAAAAGGACCUUGAUGAAAAUCUUACAUUUAAUAUAUGAAAUUUUUUUCAGUUAAUAGUCUUAUAAAUUCAACUUUUUUUAAAAGAAUAAUUGAUUAAAAUAGAAAUCAAAUAUGAGAUGAGUUAUAAAAACAAUGAGAUGUAACGUAUACAUUCAUUAGACAGCAACCAAACUACACAGUAUUAUACAACUUUAUCAUGUUUAUAUGUUCAACACAUCAUUGUGUAACAUUCAUAGCUCAUUUUGAAUUCAUCACAUUGUAUAGUAAAUGCAUAUAACACUGAAAUUUUCUAGACAUGAAAUUUUCUCAAUUUUGUUUGAUAAUUGUCACAGUUAGAUGACUGAUGAUUAAAUUUGCACUUUGAUUUUAUUACUAUAAGAAAAAACUUAUAUUGUAUGCUUCUAUACUUACACUAUUGGAUAGACAGAUCUACAAUCAUUCAUUCUACAUAUUAUAUAAUGUUAGAGAAAUGUUCCAAUACGACACUAUGGCACAUUUGAUGGCAGCUAUAUGUUGUGCUUCAAAUAUAUAUUAUUCAUGAAGUUGUGGUACAAGUAUACAUUAUUCAUGAGUUUGUACAGAUUUUUUUCUAUCUGUUUUUAAAUAAAUAUAAUUUUAGGAUUUAAUGCUCUAAAUCCAUCUUAAAAAUGCUGCUGUGGAAGAAGCAGUUGAAUUCAUUCUGUUUGACAGGGACAGAAAUAAAAGAAAAAUAAAGAAAUAAAAGUAUUUUUAACUGU
Molecule: messenger RNA, 3669 nt
Organism: Mytilus trossulus (common blue mussel)
Lineage: Eukaryota; Metazoa; Mollusca; Bivalvia; Mytilida; Mytilidae
Product: zinc finger CCHC domain-containing protein 8-like
Exons: 15
Coding region: 64-2346 (760 amino acids)
Cellular component (GO): catalytic step 2 spliceosome
Molecular function (GO): RNA binding
Source: RefSeq, a predicted model, not a curated record